Messenger RNA from Necator americanus (New World hookworm), 3006 nucleotides. RefSeq lists its product as uncharacterized. Bases 1 to 3006 code for a protein of 1001 amino acids. The transcript is spliced from 25 exons. Gene Ontology annotation, cellular component: cytoplasm. Gene Ontology annotation, molecular function: phosphatidylinositol-3,4,5-trisphosphate binding. Gene Ontology annotation, biological process: signal transduction. The record is from RefSeq and is a predicted model, not a curated record. NCBI's taxonomy places the organism in Eukaryota, Metazoa, Nematoda, Chromadorea, Rhabditida, Ancylostomatidae.
AUGUCUGCUAAACCGCCAGUUCCUAAGCCAAGGACCCGUUUUAAUAUGGGCUUGGUUUCCGAAGGAUCUCCGAGUCGAUCCGCUUCUCAUUCGACAGCAUCUUCGACCGAUAGCACUGCCGUCGUCGACAAGAACGGAAAUUCUGAAGCUCACAUCAACAAUAUUUACCCCGUUAUCGAAAAUGCACCACCUCCGGAACCUCCUCUUGUUGCCCCGCAGUCAACUCCUCUUAACCAUCGUACUGCCCCUCCGCCACCUCGACCACCACCACCGAUGCUUCCACCGCCACCUCCGCCACCACCACCACCGCCGGGGUGGAAGGUUCCUCCUCCUAUUCCUCCCCUUCCACCAAUUUUUCUUCCAUCACCUCCACCUCCUGACACACGUAGUCAGAAUAGUUCUUCAUCGGUGUCCACUCCUUCGCCUCCCGUACCUCCUCGUCCGAAAAAAUGGGAAACAGCUAAAACUGUCGUGCAUUCUCACGGUGACGAUGGGUUGUACGAUAUAAUGCCGAGUGAGAAAGUACCGAAUCAAUCGCAUCUUACUGCUGAAAGAAUUGAUUUUAUCGAAAAUCCUAUCUACAUGUCGCUCUUUUCCACGAAGAAACUUUCACUCCCUAACGGUGACGGAAAUUCUGAACAAAACGGUGCGAUAAAGCAGGAUCUACCAGCACCUGUUAAAGAACUGCCGCCAUCGCCAGUGGAGAAAGAAUAUCCGUUGCGAGUCAAUGACACCAGCAGAACCGACGUGAGCGAGGGUGUAAAAAGUCAACAGUCUGCUUCAGAAGUUUCCUGCUCAUCAGAUGUUCCGCGAGGUAGAUUCGACGCAACUGUUCCUAUUCCUCGUCCUCCUAUUUCAUCAUUGAACGACUCCUACGAGGACAGGUACACGCCUACCCCCAGAAGAAGUGUUGCACCAAGUGUGGAUAGUUUUGCGGCGAAUUCGAUACCAUUUGAUCAAUUUGAGAAGGUAGUGGAGAUAGCUGAGAUUCCGGAGAAUAUAAGCGAUACGGUUGAGCUGGUGAAUGCCGAGAUCUCUUCUGGAGAUCAUGCUAAUGGAUCAACUGUUGCUUACUUUGGCGACGUUUCUCUCCACAUUGGCAAGAAAGAGCGGAAGAAGGCCCAUUGUCGUCUAAGAAAUAUGGAACUCAGUUUCCACGAAGAUGACACGACAGAGGAUUGUAUUGCUGGCCCAUUUUCUCUUCUCGGUUGCGAACUCAUCUGCAGAGAAGAACAAACAAUCACUAUCAGACUUAAUGAAAGGGAAACGACAAAAGUGGUCACUUUCAGCGCCGAAAAGGACUCCGAAACUUGGAUUCUGCUUCUAGGAGAGUGUUGGUUGUCCGAAUACGAUUUACUGCGCUCAAGUGUGCAACAGGUACACGCAUGUGGAACUUUUUGGUUACGUCAAGGAACCACUAGUGAUUGGAUGUAUACAGCGGCAGCUCUUCACGGUAGAACAAUGUUUUAUGUGCUUCUCGACUCUCCAGAUUAUAUUUAUGAGUUGGACGUGAGGAAAGUGUUAUUGCUUCGCGAACGCCUUGAUAAAAAUGAUUGGUGUCCGAAAUGUAAGCGAAAGGAUCAAAAAGGCCCUUUUCUAAUAUCAUUGGAAGGAUGUGCUCUGUACGUGGAGUGUUGCGAUGAUCUAUGCACAGGGAAAUGGUACUCCACCAUACAGGAUUCUCUAUCCAUGUCGCCUCUUGUUGUUGAAGAUUUUCGCCUUACUGCUGAUAAUAUUCCAAUUAUUGUUGACAAAUGUCUCCGUUUCGUUGCCGCCUAUGGAAUUCGAUCUGAAGGUAUUUACAGAAGAAAUGGGAAGAUAUCCGAAGCUAAGGACAUUUAUAAAAGACUUACAGAAGAUCCUGUCCGAACACAUAUAGCGUCUACAUCUGAAGAAACCGCUUAUGCUGUUGCUGACGUUUUGCGACAAUUUUUCCGACGCCUGAAAUCUCCUCUUGUUCCAGUUUCCAUUCAUAAAGAGAUCUACAAGCUUGUAGAUGCACGAAAUACCUGUGAUAAUGCGAUUAGAUACGCGGAGUAUCGUCGUGUUCUCCAGCAAAUGCCUCUCAUUCAUUAUCAUACCUUGAGGAAGCUUAUGGCUCACUUAAGCGAGGUCGUUAAAUACUGCGAUGUGAACAAAGCGAGCGUGGAAAAUGUCGCAAAGGUGUUUGGUCCGUCACUGUUUCAUACAGAUGAUGAACUUAAAGCUUGUUUUGAUGAUACUACACAACAAAUUGGAGCUGUUAUUGAUCUCAUUAAUGGUUAUGAUGUUAUAUUUGAGGUGACCAGCAGAGAAGAGAUUUGCCGAGCAAUGGUUGAACAAGCACAACUGCACAAAGCUACAACAUCGAAUGCAGUUCGCGCUGAUGGCUUACUCGUACCGAUCCAUGUUUGGGAAAGAGAAAAUCGGCCGUUUAAUGUAAAAAUUGAUUUGGCUGCUGAAGAAGUAUGUAGAGAAGCUGUUGCAAGGCGAGGUUUUGAUGCUCCUCAAGAUGGCAAUUAUGCGAUAUUCGAGGUGAUCAUGGAUGGUGCACUGUCACGUAGACUUACUCCAUUUGAAAAGCUGUCCAGGACCGUAAUUGAUCACUGGUUGACGUGGCAAUGUACGGACGGAUAUCUGCUCUUUGAUCACGAUAAUUGGCCGUAUAACGACUCAGAAUUGGAUUUCUUCUCUGGAAAAGUAAAAAUUGCUGAGCCCGGCUCGAAAACUUUCCAUUCUUAUGAAAUGAAAGUAGAGGAAGGCGUUAAAAUAGCCGCCUAUAAGCAUGAUAAGCUUUGGAAGGAGUGGAAAGUGUCGGACUCGAUCUUCUAUUCUGGAUGUUGUGCUAAUCGGAAGGCACCAAAUCCUUACAAUGUGACUGUGUUUGAGAAGAAAGGAGUCUGUAUGACGGACAAGUUUCUUGGAUAUUGCAUCUCGUUCAGACUUAUGCCGGAGAGAACUCGCUUUCUGAAUGUAAUUCAAUUUAUUGAGACCGGAGGACAACCUCCUCCACUUGUGCAUUUGUAA